UUUGAUGGCAGCGCAAGCGUUGCACCUUUAAAAGAAGGUAAUUUAACUGACAGCUUUGAUAAACGUCGUACCUUCACUGUAGCAGCUAGUGUCCCAGAAGAAACAGAGAUCCCUGCACAAAAACAAGAUAGUGAGAGGGAUAAGAGACGCACAUUUAACAUGCCAAGCUCGGAGAACAAGGAAGACCCAAAAACCAAUAUAUCCGAGGCUGAAGAUAAGCGUCAUACCUUCAAUUUAAAAACGGAAGAACCACAGGCAAAUACAUCUGAAGCUGAAAAUAAGCGCCGGACCUUCAAUUUAUCUGCAUCUAUGCCCAUAUCUAAUACCGCAAACAAUAAAGAUGUGAAUAUACCUAUGGAUAUAGACUACACAUUGCCUCCAGUUUCAACCACUGCUGAUAACGAUAUGGAGACAAAACAAGCGCAAACACCAAACCAAUCACCCACAACGACAGUUUAUGGUUCACCUCCAAUACCUACAAUACAAAAUCGCACCACGAAUGCACCUCUUCCAUUAGUGGCAUCACCACCAAUACCAACUUUGCAGAAUCACCAAGGCCACGAGGAGACUUCAAAUGUGCCAAUACCAGCAGCACCAACCAAACCUCCAACGCCCAAACUUCAUAUGGAUGAUGAUGCUUUUAAAGUGCCUCUACCGCCGUCACCAGCAUCAUCCACUGCUUCGCCACCCAUGCCUGCUAUACAAAAACGUCCCUCCAUACAUGCAUACAAGAAUGUAGAAGAUGCUGGAGUCGAAGUUCUAUCAGCAAAGGAACAAACCAAACGUGAUGCCAGUGAUGAGAAGGAUGUGGUUGCUGGAUAUUGUACACCUUCGCCCAUGGAAGAGCAGCCAUGUUCAACAAGCACUUUUGGUAGCUUCGGCGAGAGCCCAUAUGCGGGUGUAGAUCAGCAAGAAUUUGAAAGUGAGGAAUUCCAAAAUGGCAACAAUAUAUUUCUGAAUCCAUCCGACUUUGAUUAUCUACUUACAAAAGGCAAUAACAGCGCGCCAAUUGAUCGUAGUUCGAUUUUAUUGAAAUUCGAUCCAUUACUCGGUGUGCCAGUACCUGCAAAUCAAAUCCAACAACUACCAGCAAAACAAUCGCCACAAAUAUUCCAAUUGCUGGGCAAUAAUCUAGCCAAUCUAGGUCCUACAAUCGAAGAGGACGAACACUCAUCAUCGGCGUCCUUAUCAUCGAAUAGCAAUAAUCAAUCCUUUGUUGUUGAGGCAGAAAAUAAGCGUAUAUCGCUCGGUCUUAACCUACUGAACGAAAGCUGUGCCAACGCGAAGCAAACUUUUACUAAAGUUUCAACUGAAAAACAGCCAAUUAAGGAACAGAAGCAACAACAGCAGCAAGUAGUAAAUUCAAAGAAGCAUGCCAGUAUGAGUGUCGACGUGAUUAAGGAUAUGAAUAUCGAUAACGAUUGCAACAAAUCAUUUGAAAAUUCAAACUCACAAACCGAUGAGAAACAAAUUAAUUACAAGAUGGAUGAACUCGAGAAAAAAAUUAAAAAUGAAGUACUCAAAACGGAAGAUAUCGAAAAGAAACUAAAAGAAGCUGAGCAACGGGAGGAGGCGUUAAUCAAGCGGAUAACAGAAAAAGACAAAACAAUAACAAAAAUGACCGGUGUUAUUGAAGCAUACGAAAAAGCGAUUGCUGAGCUAAUCGCCGAGAAAGAGCAAUUAAUACAAAGCUACGAGAAACAACUGGCGGAGGUGAAGGCGGAUCGCGACUCAAAUUAUCAGCAUCUCACAUCUCUCGAAACGACAUUUGCCGAUCUGCAUGUUAAAUAUGGCAAAAGCAAGGAGAUGACACUACAGCUGAAGUCAAACGAAGAAGCUUUGGUGGCAGAAAAGCGACAAAUACAGGAAAAUUUGCGAUUACAAGGGCAGCGUUAUGACAAAAUGAAGAAUCAUGCGAUGCAACAGUUGGAAAUUGCCAACAAAAAGCUUGAAUCGCUUACCAAGGAGCACAAUAUCGAAACGACAAAACUGAAAGCAUUGCUCAAAAAAGAGGAAAUAUCACGAGCCUCAAUCAACGAGCAGCUGCAACAGAAGUCGCGAGAAAAUGCGGAGUUGGUUAAGAUAUGUGAUGAACUAAUUAAUGGACAAGGAAGUUAAGUGGUUUGAACGCAAGGCGCCCCCCCAUCAAAAUAUAGACGUCAGCACAGCGACCUAUCCACAGUUCUGUCGCAUAGUUUUUGUUGACGUGCAUAUAUGUAUGUACAUGUGUACUCUCGCUCGAUGUACUAUGUGUUUAUUGUAAUUGUAAUGUAAGGCCAAAGAGCGAGCGAAAUGGGGCAUAGCAUUGCAUUACAUUACAAUUAACUGUUAGUUAACGUUAUUUAAGUUGCCUGAUUAGCAUGCAAUGACGGUGGUGACAUAUGCAUAUAUGUAUGUAUGCACGCGUGCGUGCUUUCAACCCACUCGUUGCGCUUAGGAAAUGCAUUCAUUCAGUUCGCAGUCAUUCACAAACGUCUGUGUGAUUAAUUUAAGAAAUUGCUCUCAUUUUAAAUAUAAACUAUAGUUAUUAUAAUUUUUUUCACUCAUUACUCUCCAACGCUUACAUUCACAUCUAAUUUUCUUCUUUUUUACUUCUUUGCUACAUAUAUAGUAAUUGUUAAGUAAUUUUUUGUAUGAAAAUGGAAAAGGAAUAUGUAAGCAAAUGCAUUUUAAAACAACUGCAGAUAACUUCAAUCAGAAAACAAUAUACAUAUAUACAGACAUUUAAUCAUAAAUAUUACCUCGGUACAUAGUAAACAUACGUGGAAGGAGGCAUAUAAAAAAAUAAAAUGAUUAUAUGUUAGUUAUUGUAUGUAAUGUAAUGUAGUUGUAACUGUAUACGCUCUUUACAAUUUGCUUAGGUAUGCUGUGAAUCUACUAAUAUGAAUUUCUCUCUUCAAAGAAAACUAACUGUAAAAUCUCUUUAAAUCGUAAUUUGCUUAUUAAAAUCAAAAUGUUAAGAAUUAAUUUAUACUGAACUGUAUUAAUACGUAGGCAGUUAAAUCGCUUUUAGUUUUCUACAUCCACCAACCGAGACUAAAAUAGCAAAUAAUUGAAAAAUAAAAUCGAAAUAAUUUAAAAGUAAUUGGCAUUUUAUAAAUGCGCUUAUAAUUAUUUUAUUCACUUUUUUGGAUGCCAAACACAUUUUGCUCGAAUAAAACUUGGCAUAUAAAAGCCGAAAAUAAUGGAUUUAGAAUUCAUACAAAAGUAUGGAUCCUUGUUCGUAACCGCAUGCUGCCGCAUAAGUGCAGAGAAACGUUAUCUUUUAUUUCUAAACUAUAAUUUAUGGAAGUGUUCGAAUCUAGGGCCUAAAUCGGAAUUUUACCCAAAUGAACAUUUACAUCAGUUAUAGCUAAAAAUAAUACAAUAGGCCUUUGGUUUGCAGUAAAUAUCGCAGUAAUGCAUUCACGAGCAAGGGAUUAUAAGAGCGCUGGCAUUGUAUUGAAGCAAUAUUCUAGAUUUUUUUAAAUGUGUUCAUCGAAUAAUAAUAAUACUCUGCACAAUUUGCAAGCUCUGCUAUAAGUAAUGCCCCACAUGGAGGGAUUUGGUACGUGCAUUGCAUGCAGCUAAUUUGAUUUGCGCACAAUUACUUUUUGCUGCUGUAUGCUCGUAUUCUCAAACAUUACAAUUACAAACAGUAACUCAUUAUAUACACGCUAUGUAGUCGAAUGAUUUUUCAGCCUUUAUUUUAAAAGCUAUUUUGUGGAAUGUUUCGCUUUCAAUUUUAUCUAAGAAAAAUGAAAGCAGUGUCAUAGCAGCGAACAUUUCCUGGUAGCGGUGGUAUUAAAUUAAAACUUUACUACAAACAUGCUUUCUUGUUUAUACUCGGUGCUAACUCUGCAUCCAUCGUAGGUUCGAGCAUUGGAAUUUAUAAUCUGUAUACUAUGGAUCAGUACUAGCGCCGAAUGUGCAUGAAAAUUCAUAAAAGUAGGCACUCGACCUACAAAUCGCCAGUCAAACACAUAAAUAUCGUGGUUAUCAAUGCAAAAGGCAUAUUUCGUUAGUUUGCUUCCGUGAUGUAUGUACUACCAUAGAAAAAUUCAAAUCCCAAUCUUAAAAAUUACGGGAUUUAUGGUUAAUAGCGCGUAUUUUCAUUGAUUAUGAUAUGUUCUGCAUGUAUUAUAUCUGCAACAAAACAGAACGGAUUGAUUGAUGCAAUGCCGCGCUGCUAUUUUUGUUUAACUUGUUAAGUUGACGUUAUUUCUUAGUUGCUAUAUUUAAUAGAAAAUAUUUCUUUUUACCUUUCGUUGCAAUUGUUGAUUACAAAAUAUCUAUUCUCAAACGUAUGUAUAAUUUUAAGAUCAAUGCUAAAAUUUAAAAAUAUCUUCCAAAUACAUAAUUUACAAC
Messenger RNA from Rhagoletis pomonella (apple maggot), 4347 nucleotides. Its product is annotated as transforming acidic coiled-coil-containing protein 3-like. The record is from RefSeq and is a predicted model, not a curated record. Gene Ontology annotation, cellular component: cytoplasm. Gene Ontology annotation, biological process: cell population proliferation; cerebral cortex development; mitotic spindle organization. Lineage: Eukaryota; Metazoa; Arthropoda; Insecta; Diptera; Tephritidae.